Exophiala oligosperma is the source of this 2275-nucleotide messenger RNA. RefSeq lists its product as uncharacterized. Gene Ontology annotation, cellular component: microtubule; cytoplasm; membrane. The record is from RefSeq and is a predicted model, not a curated record. Bases 1 to 2157 code for a protein of 718 amino acids. Gene Ontology annotation, molecular function: GTPase activity; GTP binding; microtubule binding. The transcript is spliced from 3 exons. NCBI's taxonomy places the organism in Eukaryota, Fungi, Ascomycota, Eurotiomycetes, Chaetothyriales, Herpotrichiellaceae.
AUGACUAUCAGGCAAGUCGGAUUCGCGGACGGAGAAGAGCCCCUGGAAGGGCUCAAUUCCGCCCGUUCAACCCUGCGAUUGGAGCAGAUUGCAGGCCUCCGGGCACGCGGCAUCGCAGAUCACAUUGGACUGCCGCAGUUGGUCGUCAGUGGGGACCAGUCUACAGGGAAAAGCUCCUUGCUGGAAGGUAUAACGGGCAUUCCUUUCCCAAGGCAGGACGGCUUAUGCACCCGGUUCCCGACAGAGAUUCUGCUGGAACACACCUCUAAGGGUGACCCCAUCAUCAAUGCGUCCGUUAUACCAUCAGCCGAUCGCACAGAUGAGGAGAAACAAAGAGUUGUCCGCUUCCAUCGCCGCUUGUCCAGCUUCGAAGAUCUGCCGGUGGUUAUCGAGGACGUCAGUCGACUUUUGGGCAUCAGGGGAGCCCAGAGCGAAGAUGGACCAGCAUUUGCUUCUGAUGUGCUUCGCAUCGAGGUCCGUGGCCCUGUCGGCUUGCAUCUGAGCAUCGUUGAUGUACCAGGCUUGAUCUCUGUUUCCAACGAGGAGCAGACCGAGGACGACGUAGAAAUGGUCCACAGGAUCGUGGACGGCUAUAUUUCCGAUCCGCGGACUAUUAUCCUCGCAGUUGUCCAGGCAGGAAAUGAUAUCGCCAACCAACCCAUUAUCAAAAAAUCUCGCACGUUCGAUAAAGAGGGGGAAAGGACGGUGGGCAUCAUCACGAAACCAGAUUUGAUCAACCAAGGUUCAGAGAAGCGUAUUGCGCUGCUGGCAUCAAACAAAGAUACUACGAAACUGAAGCUGGGGUUCUUCUUGGUGAAAAAUCCGGCCCCGAAUGAGCUGACGAAAGGCAUUACACCUGAACAGAGACAAAAAGAUGAGAUCCAGUACUUUCACACUCCUCCAUGGAAAGAGCAAUUCCUCGAUCCCGCACGAUUGGGUAUCGUUGCGUUGCGAACAUAUCUACAACAACUUCUCGACCGACACAUCGAGAAAGAACUACCUAAAGUUCGACACGAUGUGCAAGAGCUGCUUCAGAAGACUGAAGCUGAUCUAGCGACCAUGGGAGAGGAACGUGACAGCGCUUCGAAAAUGCGCAUGUUUUUGACUCGCUUGACCAUGGCAUUUAACCAGCUCGUCACAUCCGCACUAAACGGGACGUACGACGAUGUCGAUAUAGUAUUCUUCAAUCUCUACGAGAAACACAGGCCUCGUCGCUUGCGGGCUACUAUUCAGAACUUGAACACCAAGUUCGCCGACACGAUGAGAGAGCGUGGGGCAAAGCGGCGGGUUGUCACUGACGUGGAGGACGACCUUUCCGAGGCGGAAUCUAAUGAGGACAACGCCGGUCAGAUGCUGGUGUCAGAGAAGGACAUGAAACGAUGGGUCGCCGAGGUUUACCGAAACAGUCGCGGGAAAGAACUCCCAGGGACGUACAGCCACAUCCUCCUCGCGGAGUUAUUUCACGAGCACUCUUCUCGCUGGAUAGAGAUCGCAAAGGACCACGUGCAGACGAUUGAGGGUGUCGUCUAUGGAUUUGUGGACGCCGCGAUCUACCACACUUGCCCUGACAAGAACGUCGCUGACGAAGUCAUGGAAUUGGUCAGGACGAGACUUCAGGAGAACAUGAGCAAUGCGACAGAAGAGCUGCAGAAGCUGUGGCAGGAUGAACAGUAUCAGCCCAUCACGUAUAAUCACUACUUUACCGACAAUAUCCAGAAAUCCCGGGAGCAGAUCACCAAGAAUGCUCUCAAAGAUGCGGUGGUCGAGACCAAAGAACACGACUGGCACGGAAAAAUGCACAUCAGUAAUGUCCAGCUGGAAAUGGACCGGUUCAUCGCGUGUUUACAACAACGGGUCCAGGUCAAUAUGACCGAACAAGCAUGUGAUGAGGCACUGUGGGGACUACGAGCUUACUAUAAGGUGGCCCUCAAGACCUUCGUCGACAACGUUUGUAGGCAAGUAAUAGAGCGUCACAUAACUCGCCCACUUGCAUCGAUCUACUCUGCCGAGACUGUGGCAGGACUCUCCGACGAAGAAUUAGCCAGGAUCGCUGGUGAGACGCCUCAAAGAUCAGCGAAGAGAAAGCAACUGGAAGAUUUGCGACGGAAUUUGGAGUCUAGUCUCGUGGAUCUCCGCCGCACAUCUACGAUUCCCUGAUUAUGGAUUAGGAUUGUUGGUUCUGCUCAGCCAGUUGGGGGAGUGUGAAAGUGCUGGAUCUCGUCCUUUUGUCUCUGUUCAGGUGUCACGCUUUUGUCUCUUCAAGGGCCUGGGGCUU